UAGCAAUGGAUGAUUUCGAAAUUAAGAAACGAGAAACCAUGUAUAGACUAAUGAUAAGUCAGUUGUUCUAUGAUGGGUACAAAGAUCUUGCUGUGGGCUUAGCUGCAAUCAUUCAACCACACCCGGCCUGUCCUCCUUCAGACAGACUUUUAAAAAUUGUAAAAUUGGGAUUAAAGUAUGAUGAUGAAGAGAACAAAGAGAAAGAAGAUUUAGUUGGAGAGAUUAUUCAACCAGGUGCUGGCAUUGAUUUAGAGUUUGAAACAGAAGUGCAGACAAUUUCUCCUGAAGUUGCUUUGUAUGAGACCUGUUAUGUGACUGCUCACAAGGGACCUUGUAGAUGUGCUGCCUUUCACCACACAGGUCAGCUUAUAGCCACUGGAUCUCAAGAUGCUUCAAUUAAGGUUCUUGAUGUAGAAAGAAUGUUAUCAAAAAGUGCAACACCAGCAGAUGUUAUGGCAUUAGAAACACCACAACAGCAGAUGGAGAAUCAUCCAGUCAUUCGAACAUUAUACGACCAUAAUGGCGAGGUGACGUGUCUUGAUUUCCACCCAUUUGAGUCUAUCCUUGCCUCAGGGAGUGAUGAUUUCAGCAUUCGUUUUUUUGAAUAUUCUAAACCAUCUGUCAAAAAAGCCUUCAAAAGUAUACAGGAAGCUUCAGAGCUAACACAGAUAUCCUUUCAUCCCAGUGGAGAAUACUUGUUAGCUGGCACAAGGCACCCAACUAUUCGUUUAUAUGAUGUCAACACAUUUCAGUGUUUUGUUGGAAGUAAUGCUCAUGAUCAGCAUUGUGGUAGAAUAACAGGGCUGAAAUGGAGCCCUAAUGCAAACAUGUUUGUAUCAAGUUCUAUUGAUGGCACAAUCAAAGUGUGGGACGGUGUCAGUCACAAGUGUAUUAACACGUUCCAUAAAGCUCAUGACGGAAAAGAAGUUUGUUCUGUUAAUUUUACCAGAAACUCCAAGUAUGUUUUAUCCAGUGGAAAAGACAGCCUUGUAAAGCUGUGGGAAUUGUCCACCAACAGGUGCCUGAUUGUUUACACUGGUGCAGGUGUAACUGGUGGGAUGGAACAUGGCACAGUGGCUUGCUUCAAUCAUACCGAAGAUUAUGUGCUUUUCCCUGACGAGAAAACUACAAGUUUAUGUUGCUGGGACUCAAGAAAUGCUGAACGUCAAAGGCUUUUAUCUCUAGGUCAUAAUGGCGUUGUCAGAUUUUUAGCUCACUCUCCCACUGGUCCUGCUUUUGUUUCCUGUAGUGAUGACUUCCGAGCAAGGUUCUGGUACAGAAAGGCUACAACAGACUAGGCACCUUAUAAAUACAUCUGACAAUUAUUUUUAUUAAAACAAAUUUUUUUAAUUAUUUUUUGUAGAAAAUUAAAAAAGAAAUGAUGUUAGGUUAAAUUACAUUUAAAAAUGUGUUGAAAAGAUAUACAAGUUCAAAUUAAUCAUGAAAUAAUUAUUGUUUUCAUUAUUAAGGCAACCUGUUAUCGGUUGAGA
Physella acuta is the source of this 1490-nucleotide messenger RNA. Its product is annotated as cleavage stimulation factor subunit 1. Gene Ontology annotation, biological process: mRNA 3'-end processing. Gene Ontology annotation, cellular component: mRNA cleavage stimulating factor complex. The record is from RefSeq and is a predicted model, not a curated record. NCBI's taxonomy places the organism in Eukaryota, Metazoa, Mollusca, Gastropoda, Physidae. Gene Ontology annotation, molecular function: RNA binding; protein binding.